Molecule: messenger RNA, 1866 nt
Organism: Aplysia californica (California sea hare)
Lineage: Eukaryota; Metazoa; Mollusca; Gastropoda; Aplysiida; Aplysiidae
Product: spermatogenesis-associated protein 22
Exons: 8
Coding region: 201-1559 (452 amino acids)
Biological process (GO): homologous chromosome pairing at meiosis; meiotic DNA repair synthesis; gamete generation
Source: RefSeq, a predicted model, not a curated record
GACCACUUUGAAAGCCUUCAAUUUUGUCGACUGCUAGGCAGUUCUCACUGAGGCUGAAUUGAACCCUUCGACUUCGAACAGAGAUGUUUUCUCCAUAGAGUUACCCAUUUUAAACCUAUAGUGUACAUCUAGAUCUAGAUCUAUGUUUUUUUCCAACUUAGCGAAAAUCUGUCAGAAAUUAUUCGUACUGCUGUGAGAAAAUGAAGCCCAACCCAGCACCAUUUUUCAACUAUCGGAAGAGACAAAGACAGGCCAUAUUGUCUGACCCAUCGCAGCUUUCAGCAAGUUUAAAUCAGGCAGGACAAGCGUCAAACAAUGGAAAUCUCGUUGAAAAUGUUCCUAAGACAGGCACUAGUUUCAACCAAAGCCAACAAGCUUCUGCAUCAUAUCAAGCUGAUAAUGUGGGUUCUAGUUUUGGGAAGAGACAAGCUUCAGACUCAACUCACCAGAAUAACUUCAAUACAAGAUCAGGCCUAAUGGACCUGAGUGGCAAUUUUAAUCAAAGACAAACUUUUGCAUCACAUUCCAGUUGCAAACCGCAAGGAAGUUUUGGUGGGCGUGGUGGAUCCUUGAAAGAUAGUUUUUACAACGCUCAAAGCCCCAGUGUCAGAGGCAAAAGCUCUAUGCUAAAUGCAAGAGGCAGAGGGAGAGGUGAUUCAAAAUUACCAAUCUGGGAUAAAAAUCAGCAGCCGACCCACCAGAAGAAAUCUUCGACAGCUGCAUUCAGUAAUGAUAAUAACGAGUUAAUGAGUUCCUAUUCUACUGAAAUCAAUGGCAGUAUGAGCAGGGGGAAUAACAACAGAAACUUUUCUAGAGGUAGAGGAUCUACUUCUGCGGGCAGUCACUCAAUCAGUUGCAUUGCCCAAGAAAGUCCGGCUGGCAGGGCAGUGGCCAAUUCAAAAUCUAAGGCUUCCACUUCGGGACAAGGCAGGGGAGGAUUCUACUCCAAGGGACAACACAGCCAACCCAACAAUGAACAAAUGACAAACCCAUACAGAAAGAAAGCAGCAGAUGGUAGAAAUCCUGGAGAUCACAGAUCUGCACAGCAGUUUGACCCGUUCGACCCCAACUGUCCUGUGGCCUCAAUGUUCAAUGAUGACCUCAAGGAAGAAACUCCACAAGACAUAGCAAUCAAGGAAAAAAAAUCAAACCCAAAGUCUCAAGAAGUGGAUUCAUCAAUGCGGAUGUUCACAUGCCCGAUCAACACCAUGAGGGAGUGGAUGUCUCUGAAUGUAGCUCCUGGCUUAGUGAUGUUUGAAGUAUUCGGUAUCAUUGACUCGGCAGUUCUGAGAACCAAGGACGGUGCAGGGAAGGAGUUCAUGCUGAGUGACGAUAGCUCUAAGAUCAAGUGUAUCUUUUAUGAAAUUGACCGAGAAUUGCCUAAGAUAACCAGAGGUCAAGUUCACAGGGUCAUUGGUUCCGUGGACUGCAAGCAGAACAAAUUCAAAGUUGUGUCAGUGCGACCUGCGGAAGACGGAGAGAGGCAGAUCUGCCACUACGCGACACAAGGCUCCCACACUGAAAUGGAAGAGCUAGCUCGUCUGUCGAAUGAACCGUAGAGACACUUAACACUCUGCAAAUUACAGUGCAGCUUCUCUAUAACGACAUCGUCGGGACCAGAAAAAAAAUGUUGUUAUAGAGAGGGGACCAAAAAUUACUAAUGAUAUAUUAGGAAAAAAUCGAGACCUGGGCACCAUGUUGCUAUACACAGAGGAUGUCGUUAUAUCGAAAGUUGUUGUAGAGAGGUUGCACUGCAUUCCUUGCUGCUAAUUUGUAGCAAAAUGUAUGUGUUACAUAAUAUGCACAUAUACAUAUUCUCAUACAUACACAUACAUGAACUCAUACACGCACAGACGCACUCAUGCA